Molecule: messenger RNA, 1065 nt
Organism: Penicillium cinerascens
Lineage: Eukaryota; Fungi; Ascomycota; Eurotiomycetes; Eurotiales; Aspergillaceae
Product: shikimate dehydrogenase family protein
Exons: 1
Coding region: 1-1065 (354 amino acids)
Biological process (GO): shikimate metabolic process; chorismate biosynthetic process
Molecular function (GO): shikimate 3-dehydrogenase (NADP+) activity
Source: RefSeq, a predicted model, not a curated record
AUGGCCGCGCCUCAAGUCACAACCUCCACGCCCACCCGGCCCGAGGAGCCCAUCACCAUCCCCGAACACCUCGACGGCGUGGCCUACCUCUACGGCCACCCGCUACUGAAUUCCCUCUCGCCACCCCUCCACCAGACUGUCUUCAAUGCAUUGGGCCUCAACUGGACGCAGAUCCCCCUGUCCAGCGUGACGGGCACAUCGGCAACCUACCCGCCACCGUACACACAGUCACCCCCCAUUGAGAAAUACCUGGCCUCAAUCAGGUCCAACCCCAAGUUCGUCGGCUCGUCCGUGACAAUGCCGCACAAGGUCGCCAUCAUGCCCCACCUGGAUGAUUUGACCGAGCACGCCCAGCAAGCAGGCGCCUGCAAUACCAUCUUCCGGCGCCAGAACCCUAUUACCGGCGAAACCCAGUACGUUGGAACCAACACUGACUGCGACGGUAUCCGCGAAGCCCUCACACAGAACGCUCCGGACCCUUCGCGCUUCCGCGGCCGGCCGGCGCUCAUCAUCGGCGGCGGUGGCACCGCCCGCACUGCCAUCUACGUGAUGCGCCGCUGGCUCGGCUCUAGCCGUAUCUACAUCGUCAACCGUGACGUCAGCGAAGUCGCUACCAUCAUGGAAGAAGACCGUCGCCGUAACCCGGAUCCCACUGCCCAAGCUCCCCUGAUCCACGUCACCUCCCCCGAGGAGGCUGCCCGUCUCGAGGCCCCUGCCGCUAUCGUCUCCGGCAUCCCCAAUUACCCGCCCAGGACCCCCGAAGAGCUCAACUCCCGCUCCAUCAUCCAGUCCUUCCUAGGCACUGCGGCUGAUGCGUCUAAGCAGCAGGGUGUCAUCCUGGAGAUGUGUUACCACCCCGUCCCCUGGACCGAGAUCGCUCAACUGGCCUCGACCGGCGGCUGGAAGGUGAUUCUGGGUUCGGAGGCGCUGAUCUGGCAGGGCCUGGAGCAGGCACGCUUGUGGACUGGCAGAGACAUUGUCAACACACCCGGUGUUGUGCAGCAGGUUAAGGACAUUGUGUCGAAGUCGAUUGCCGAGCGGUCGUCUAACAAGUCUAGCCUGUGA